GUUACACGAUUGCUGCUAAACAGUUUAUAGGGAUUUCCCCCUGUGACAGCUUUUACGAUCAUCAUCUUCUUUUAGUCACUGCCCAUUUCGUUUCAUUUCUUUCUUGAUAGGACGAGUUCAAGCCAUGGCAGCCGAGAAUCAAGAGACGACCAAUGGGUGGCCACUUGGGCUACAAAUAAUGGCCAUGAAACUCCGAUUACAAGAAAGAAUACAGUAUUCAACUCCAGCCGUUGAACCACACUCUCCGCACAUUCCCUCCCCCAGUUUUUCUUCAUUCUGUUCCUCUUCAAACAUUGACACGGAGUCCACAGCAUCAUUUUUCCAAGACAACAACAUUUCUCUGGGGAAGCUUAUCGGGUUCAGACAACGCGACACGGGCUCAGUACUGCACUUGCAAGGCACAAUAGGUGCUGAACAAAACACCAUAGUUUCAGGUGUUUGUAACUGCAACGAUGUCUCGAGACGACACUGCGGAGAUUUGUGUGGGCAGGGCCAGGGAAUAUGCAUUCCUAUGAUACUAGGCACCCUCGUGAAGAUUACUAGAAGCAGGAGCAAGUCAAAGUGAGAUUUGAAUGUUUGAGACUUUAGGGUAUCCAAGAAUCCAUCUGAGUUUUCUUCAAUGGCAAGAUAACUUUUGUUGACCUCUACCAAUACUUUUUGUUUUGUAUUCAGAAAUCAAAUUGCCCAUUAG
This is a messenger RNA of Gossypium raimondii (Peruvian cotton), 691 nucleotides long. RefSeq lists its product as uncharacterized. The coding region runs from base 125 to 565 and encodes 146 amino acids. The record is from RefSeq and is a predicted model, not a curated record. NCBI's taxonomy places the organism in Eukaryota, Viridiplantae, Streptophyta, Magnoliopsida, Malvales, Malvaceae. The transcript is spliced from 3 exons.